GUCAAUGGCGUCACGGGUGACGUCACCGGCGCAUCGCAGCUCUCCUCCUGAAUCUGACGCUCUUCUGCUCGUUUUAUGACAUAGUAAGCCGUUGUUAAAGCAUGUCUACUCCAGCGAGACGGCGGCUCAUGAGAGACUUUAAGAGACUUCAGGAAGAUCCUCCGACCGGUGUGAGUGGCGCUCCGUCAGAAAACAACAUCAUGCUGUGGAACGCUGUGAUUUUUGGGCCCGUAGGAACUCCUUUUGAAGAUGGAACAUUUAAGCUGGUUAUUGAAUUUUCAGAAGAAUAUCCUAACAAGCCUCCUACGGUUCGCUUUAUCUCCAAAAUGUUUCAUCCAAAUGUUUACGCAGAUGGCAGUAUAUGUUUAGACAUUCUUCAGAAUCGCUGGAGUCCCACGUAUGAUGUUUCCUCCAUUCUGACAUCCAUCCAGUCUCUAUUAGACGAGCCCAAUCCAAACAGCCCAGCCAACAGUCAAGCGGCUCAGCUCUAUCAGGAGAACAAACGGGAAUAUGAGAAGAGAGUGUCUGCCAUCGUGGAGCAGAGCUGGGUCGAUUCAUAACGCCGCCGUCUGUGACGAGUGCCGAUUACAGACCACCACCGUUCAUAGGAUUAUUCACUUCUUUGCAAAUGCAUUUUACAAAAAUCGAUAAUAUUUGUGUGCUUAUUUAUUUUUUUUUAACUGCAUGAUAAGUUAUUGCUAACAAAAUUUGAACCAUACUGUUGUCGGAUCGACGCGGUUGACCUUUUAAAAAGGAAUGCAAUUUAUUGGCAAAGAUGUUGUCUGAGUGCAAUUCCUAAAUAUAUCCAUCUCAAAGUUCAAACCAUCAUUAAAUAUCUGAAAACUGAUCACAUGCCCGUUUUGCCUUUAAACGCACCUAAAGAUCGACUUUGGGAAUCUUUUUUUUUUGUAUCUGUAUUUGACGACGCAUCUUAACGCUCACGUGUUUAUGCUUCAGUUUGAAAAACGAGGGCUUGUUCUUAUAAACUGCGUCUGAUACGCGGCGAUGAGUUUUGGAAGAACACACCUGUAAUGCCUGGAUGACAGUGUUAUCAGGAUGUUUUAGUUUUUGUGAAUUUAUCAUAACAUUUAUACUUCUAAUAUGCUGUAUAAAAGAAAAAAUAAAACAUUUUUCAGACUUGGA
Labeo rohita (rohu) is the source of this 1143-nucleotide messenger RNA. It is a transcript of the gene ube2b, whose product is annotated as ubiquitin-conjugating enzyme E2B (RAD6 homolog). Gene Ontology annotation, molecular function: ubiquitin conjugating enzyme activity. Bases 102 to 560 code for a protein of 152 amino acids. The record is from RefSeq and is a predicted model, not a curated record. The transcript has 6 exons. Gene Ontology annotation, cellular component: HULC complex. Lineage: Eukaryota; Metazoa; Chordata; Actinopteri; Cypriniformes; Cyprinidae. Gene Ontology annotation, biological process: protein polyubiquitination; DNA repair; proteasome-mediated ubiquitin-dependent protein catabolic process.